Molecule: messenger RNA, 1844 nt
Organism: Drosophila innubila
Lineage: Eukaryota; Metazoa; Arthropoda; Insecta; Diptera; Drosophilidae
Product: transmembrane protease serine 9
Exons: 5
Coding region: 1-1773 (590 amino acids)
Biological process (GO): proteolysis
Molecular function (GO): serine-type endopeptidase activity
Source: RefSeq, a predicted model, not a curated record
AUGGUUCAGUUGGUCUUGUACCGUCUUGGUUUUUGCAACAGUUUCGCCUGUAGCAGCUCUGAGCCCUCAUUAUCGCCUGGCCAAAAUCGGAAUCAACGACAAUUUUUCUUUGAUCCCAGCCUCUUUAUACUGCAGGCCGGCUUGGCUGGCGGUGGCGCCUGGGAGGGCUCCAGAUGCCUAACGGGCAGGGGUCAGCCUGGUGUUUGUGUUCGCAUCGGCAAUUGCCAGCGAUAUUAUCGCGUUGCGAGGCAAUUGUCCUUUAUUGCGGUGCGUCAAUGGCCGCCACAGAGCUCUUUGGGAUUGGGUGCGGAUGUUUGCAACUUCUAUGAUCAGUUGGGUCGCAUUAACAAUGGCAUCUGUUGCACAGAUGUGAAUUCAAAUAACUUUGGCGUGCAUCCAAUACCAACAACAACAACAGCGCCAACUAUGACAACCACUACAGAGAAAUCUUCGCAAGCUGCUGAUGAAAUUGAUAGAGUGGAAGAAGCAGAAGGCGAAGAGGAGGAUCCAACGAAUUUAUCACCUGAUCAAACUGUGGAUAAUGCAGGAGUCGAACCAGACCCAGUAGAUAGUAUCAACAGCGUUGAGGACACACCCGACUUUCAGGAUAUGAACACCAUUGAUGCGAAUGCACCUGAAUCUCAACCGCCAUCACCUGCGCCAUCGCCAACUCCUCCAACAACUGCCGUUUAUCCUUAUCAAUGGCCAUUUGGCAACUUUGCUGGCGGCGUUCCUCAGUGGCCGCCACCGUUGCCCACUCACCCGCCCACACUUGGCGGCUGGCCACCACCGAUUCCCACACAUCCCCCCAGUCAUCAGUAUCCGACCCAUCCGACCUCACGACCGAAUCCCUCCACGCCAAGCACUGUUCUGACCACACGACGUCCCCCAACUCGUCCCUCAAGCCGACCCACCACAACCACCACCAGGCGACCCAGCUAUCCGGCAAUAACAACUACAACAACACGACGUCCGACGGGUGGCGUCACUGCGGAGGGUUUGCCUCUGCAAUGUGGCAACAAAAAUCCUGUGUCUCCAGAUCAGGAACGAAUUGUGGGUGGCAUCAAUGCCAGUCCACAUGAGUUCCCCUGGAUUGCGGUGCUCUUCAAGUCCGGCAAACAAUUCUGCGGUGGCAGCCUGAUAACCAACAAUCACAUUCUCACAGCAGCUCAUUGUGUGGCACGCAUGACCUCUUGGGAUGUGGCCGCCUUGACUGCCCAUUUGGGAGACUACAAUAUACGCACGGACUUUGAGGUGCAACACGUUUCCCGUCGUAUCAAGCGACUGGUGCGGCACAAGGGCUUCGAGUUUAGCACGCUGCACAACGACAUUGCCAUUUUGACGCUGAGUGAGCCUGUGCCUUUUUCCACUGAGAUUCAACCCAUUUGUCUGCCUACAUCGGCUGCCCAGCAAUCUCGCUCCUAUAGUGGUCAAGUGGCCACUGUCGCCGGUUGGGGAAGUCUGCGUGAGAAUGGACCACAGCCAUCGAUUCUCCAAAAGGUUGACAUACCAAUCUGGGCAAAUUCGGAGUGUGCUCAGAAAUAUGGACGUGCUGCGCCCGGUGGCAUCAUCGAGUCCAUGAUAUGCGCUGGACAGGCCGCCAAGGAUUCCUGCAGCGGUGACUCUGGUGGUCCCAUGAUCGUCAACGAAGGCAGCCGUUACACCCAAGUGGGCAUUGUCUCCUGGGGCAUUGGUUGUGGCAAGGGACAGUAUCCUGGUGUAUACACGCGUGUCACUUCGUUGCUGCCCUGGAUCUACAAGAACAUCAAGUGAACACUAGUAUUUUAAAUAGUUUAAGUCGUGAUAUAUUGUGACAUGUGAAAUAAACAGCAUACGGAAAUUGA